UAGCUGUAGUUGUUAUCGUGUAACACAAUGAUAGCUCGCAGGUCAGUUUUCAGUUAAUUAAUCAUUGUGUUUAUUUUAUCUGUUAUUGAUUUUGGUAGAUAAUCCUGAUAAUUCUUACAAAUGAUACGCAUUCUGUUUACAUGCGUAGGUCAUUGUUGGUAUUUACUACUCAAGCAAAAUUUCGUAACAUCGGAGUGUUUUAUCCAUUACGUUUUGGCCUAAAUGACUUUGUUUACUAUUAUUACCGAUCAGAUAUUGCGAAAUUCUCAAAAGAAAUUGAUUUGGUCAGCCUUAAUUACUUUAUUUUUGUUUUCGAUGGAAUUUUCAUUAAUUGGCCAGAAAUGUUAAUUACUUUGUUUACCUGUUCAGCAUAUUGUUGUUGUUUACAAUUUAUACAAAAUGAAUCACCGUUGAAUGUUUUAUCUAUUAGAUUUGACCCUAAUUAUUUUGUUUGUUUCGGUAACAGUCAUUUAUUUACGGAAAUACACAAUGGUGAUUGAUUCUACAUCUGUUGUUUACUAUUAUAUGGGUACUUAAUGGACGUUUUGAUUGACAUGUUUUUGAAAUGGCUUUGAAUAUUUUGAAAUACUUGUAAACAUGUUAUUGCGUUGUAAUUCGUGAAAAAGGUAUAAAUACUCAGAAUAUUAAGAGAAGAGAGAAGAAUGGGGAGAGGAGGACUGAGUAAAGAGAAGGGAGGACUGAGUUAAGAAUCAGGACGUUAGAAAUGUUUUACAAAAAUAGGGUCGGAUAAUAGGAAGAGAGAAGAAUGGGGAGAGGAGGACUGAGUCAAGAGAAGGGAGGACUGAGUUAAGAAUCAGGACGUUAGAAAUGUUUUACAAAAAUGGGAUCGGAUAAUAGCAGUUCGGAUCGGUUCAGAUCAGCUCGGUUAAGUUCGAUUUUUGGGCUCGGGUUUAAGAGCGGGUUAAAAAUAACUGUGGAAGUUUUAGAACUGACUAUUAUGUUAUAGAACUUUUGGACUUAAGAAUAAAAAUUAAUUAAAAGUUUGACGCGGGAAAAUACUAUUUAAAAAGCUGAUGUAUUUAUACCUGAAUUGACUGUUAGUAUAGUUGACGUCUGUAUAACCUUGUAAAUAAAACCGAGUGUGAAAAAAAACUGCUGACUUUCUCAGUCUAUGCAACCAGUGGUGGUGUUACAUGGAUCGUUUCUGGUGCACAUGUGACCAGGAUUUCAACAGAACAUUUUGAACGAACAAAAAAUUUGUCGCGGAUAUCACAACGGAAGUACUUAAAAGAAUACAGCUUGAAAACUACAUUUGGAAGUAUUGAAGCAUCAACUACAGAACAGAAAUUCAUACAAAAAAUAUAGAAUAAAAAUUUAACUGAUUUACUUGGAAAAUUAUUAGUACAUCAGUGACGGAUAAAACAACGAAAGACCUGAGCAAAAACGAAUCUGGUAUUCAUUUCAUGGCGAAAUAUUGUAGCAUCAGCAAUGCAUUUAAAGUUCGGAAGCGCAGAAUGCUAAUAAUAAAAAAGAAAACUGAUAAGAAAAAUGGAAAAAGACUAUUAUGACAAAUACGGUACUACUGUCGGAGCUGAACACCGAAUCGCGCAGAGAAAACAAGUCGUUUUAAAGACGUGCAACAGGGCCGUGCUACAGAAAAUAGCGACUGCAGGAACUCGAGUAAAUGUUUCUAAGGAGGACGGGAGAUAUAUAGAUUCCAGGAAUUCAUGUAAAGUAAUAUCUAAGGAAGGAAAGAAGUUGCAGAACUCCAGAAAUAAAAUGAGCGCUCAAAGUGUCCUAACAACGAAGGAUCUAGAACAGAAAGGAUGGCGUCUAGUUUUCCUAGCUAAUUCUUGCAACAAUCGAAAUGUGUAUGACGCUUGGGUUAAAGGUAAUGGUACAACCAAGGACAAACCGGCCUACCUGCAUCGCACUCAUGGUCCGCACUACCGUGACGACACAUUUGUCUCGGCCUGGACAAGAGAUAAUAAUCUGUUAGUCAAAUUUGCCUUUUAUGACCGAUACAGCGAAUUGGCUCGCGUAAUCUUCGAUGGAAGAAAAGCUAAUGCGAAUGAAUGGUUUCACCCUAAACGGGUCCUGGCUUCCACCUACUCCGACCUGACACGCAAUAGCAGAUAUGAUUAUUUCUCAAUAGCUGGACGUCGAACACUGAACGAUGAAAGACGUUUUUUCAUAAACCGUAAUUACGGUAAAUGUACCAAUGUUGCAGGACAUAUUGUCGUACUGGAUACGAAUGAUAAGGGAGGAUGCGAAUGGAAUCGUCAUCCGGUUUAUCCACAAUUUUUGUAUUCUAAGAUAAACUCCGUGACUGUCUGGGACCGUAGGCUGUUCGGUAGAGCCGAUUUCAUGGCAAUUUUUGUCAAAACUCGCCUCCAAGGAUAAUGAAUGAGUAAAUUAUAUCAAUUUCAUGACUUGACAGUUUUAUAAAAGUAUUCAGAUUUACAGAUUUAAAACAAAGAAAAAAACUAUAUCCGGUGGAAUAGUCAUGUGAUAAGUUUAGGAUUUGUUAAGAAUUUUAGUUUCGCUCGCCAAGAACAAGUUAAGGUCUUCACAACCAUGUUUUUCGAAGAAAAAAGUUAUCAUACAUGUAUUGAAAACCACGUGAUGAGCGUUGUGCUACUAUAAAGCGGUAGGACAAAUACACAGACUGGUCCCUUGCGAACUUUGAAAACUUUGAAGGGAAACCGCUAUAGAGCAGGGAAUCAGAUUAGAUACAAACUUCGGCUGGUGGUACUUUUAUCCUACCAUGAUAAGUUGACGUUAAGACUUCUAGUUUAGCUUUGUUUCGCGAACAAGAUCUGUCACAAACAGAAAAUUUAAGAUUCAGAUUUUUCUACUUUUCGCCAUAAAAAUUUAGUCGACAUGUUGACGUUUUCUUUAUUUUGGUCGCAUCAUAAACUUCAGCUUUGCAACUGUUUGAGAAAAUAUCUUAGCGCUUGAGGCUGAAAUAAGCUGUGAUAAUUUCUACUUUUCAUGCUAAGUUUUAGUUCGAGAAGUUGAAAUUUGCGCGACAAGUUUCGCUUAAAACUUCAAGUUUUCGAUUUAUUUGCAAUAAAAUUUACUGCUUCAUGCUUCGUUCAAGUUAUCGCGGGUCUAAAUGAUCGAAAUUCGUAUAAAUCGCUGCUAACACAUGCAUAAUAAUAUUAUACUAAUCCACAUACGUUACUGUAUUCAUUUUCUUAUUACAUUAUAUAUAACUUCAUAUAUACUCGUAGCUCGAACUCAUCGGCUUUCCGAACACAAUCAUACAUAAUAAUAUUAUACUAAUCAGCAUAUUUUACUGUAUUAAUUUGCUUACUAGUAUAAUAUUAUAAGCAAUUUCAUAUAUAACUGGAACUCAUCGGCUGUCCUAGCAACAUUCCUAUAAAAUGUACAUUUUCGAUGGCUGGACCUAUCUAUUGCUCCAACAAAUUUUGCUUGUACCAUCGAGUUCAAACGAACGAUUCGACUGUAAAUUUGUUUAAUAUCUUCAUAACUUCGACCAUAAAUCUUAAAAGGCAUGUGUCAUAUGAUUUUGUUAGUAUUUCGGAAGAGAAAGUAUGACUGUACAUAUUACUAAGCAAACGCAAUGUCCGCAACAGCAAUACUCGUACAUUUCCUUAUUAAAAUCGUCAUGUAUCUUAACUGAAAUUCCGUAUCGUUCUUACAGUUUAUAUUUAAAUAUAGUGUUCUAACAAAUCAUGAAAUGAGCCGUGCCAUGGGUGAACCAACAUAGUGGCUUUGCGACCAGCAUGGAUUCAGACCAGCGCAUGCGCAGUCUGGAUCCAUGCUGGUCGCAAACCCACUAUGUUGGUUUUCUCAUGGCACGGCUGAAAUGUACAUAUAGCCAUUCUCAUCCAUCAUAGGUUCGUCAAAAUACCGAGACGAAUCCCUGAACCACGGUAGACAUUAUGGUAUGCGAGAAUGUAUUUAACAUAAAGUGAGUGAAUUAGGUUUUAACAAGGUUUAAUAAUAUUGUCCGUGUUGCUUCACAUAGUUUUGUGUGUAUAACUGUUGUUGUUUUUUUGUGUUGUACAUCUGCAGAAUCCCGAGAAAAUGGUUGGUGCCAGAGCACAGUAAGGUGAGGUUACCAGUGUCUUCCGAGGUAUUCUACAGAUGUUGUAACAUGACAUGAAAUGAACACGCGUUAACGCUAUUCUAUCACAAAUGGUGUAAAAUACUAAAACAAAUUAAACAAAUUGAAUAUAUUGUUCACCAAAGUCUUUGCCGACAUUAGACAAUUCUUAACAACAACUUUGGUGCAUCAGUCUUGCAAUAUGUUUCCUGUGCUGGUUAAGAUAAUUCCACCCCCCUCCCCUCCCCUCCCACUCGUUCACUAGAUCUGGAUGCUAACAUGUCCCAGUGCAAUUAAAGUAUCCGAUCCACAAAUAGGUAAAAUUUCGAUGCCUGGUGACCCCAUGUUUUUUGGUAUCAUAUGAAAUAGUUGUGUUGCUGAACAAGAAUUAGUAAACAAGAUGAAACAAUAUGCACGAAUCACUACAGUCAUGUUUUGACUGCGAAAUGAUAAAUCUAACACUGUAAUAACUUAAUUUGUCACCUAAUUUAUUAUUUUCUUUUUUAGUAGAAAAUACACAUUCAAAUGAUACCAAAAUGAUAUGAGCUUACCAGGCAUUAAUAUUUGAUGUAACAAAACCAACAAACAAAAAGGUGAAGGUAUAUCAUAAAAGGGGUUUGAUCUGGGAUACUGCAUUUGGCGCGAGACGGGCAAGCGCCGUGUGUGAUCUAUAAAAUUCCAGAUCUCGCUGUACAUAUUAUUUUUGCUUAAAGAAAAACGUACAUAUCUAUGUAUUGAUUAUAUCUGAAUGUGUGUUUACGUCUGAAUUUGAAUUUGUUCUGUAAAUAUUUACAUAAUGCUUUACUACUAUGCAGAAGCCAUACUCUUGUUUUAGUGCAGUAGCUUUUGUUAGUUGAAGGGGAAGGCAACGUUAUUCUAAUGUUUAUUCUGUCGGCUAGACCUUCUUAAAUCACUUAAAAGCUCACAAUACCUUUUUAUAAUGUGGCUGACACAUGUUUUUGUUCUGAAUAUAAAGUAUCUCUAUUUCUUAUCAAAUCCUAUUUUUCGGAUAUAUUUACCAAAGUUCUGAAUAUUGAUUAACUUAAUAGAAAAUAUUAUUAAAUCCAUAAUUUAUGAUUACCUCCCUUUGUGAUUCAACUGUACAAGUUAAUUAUAAUAUUGAAAGUAGUAACGUUCUAACCAUAUAUUAUGCAUAACAUCAAUCUGAAUAGCUGCUUCAUUAUGUUUCAAACAUGAAAUCAAAAGCCUUAUGGGACUUUAAGGCAGUAAAGGAGUGCUCAAAAUCCGCAUAAAUUAGAAAAAUGCAUGUAUGUACAAAUAUUUGAUAUAACCGGAACUUAUUUGUGUACAUGGCAACUUAAAACAAAGACGCGAAUUUACUAGUUGGUCUUUAUUUUACCAGCAUUUGUUUAAUUUUUUCCAACAGGAACCAAGGAAAUUUUUACUUAUUGUUGCUUAAACUUAUGAAAAGAUUUCCAACCGUCAUAUCUUUUCAAAAAAAAGUAGUGAUCCAAUUUUCAGUGCUAUGAUCGACUGGACAAUGGCUUUCAUAUGAAGAUACAGUUGAAACUCAAUAUUUCGAACUCGCAUAUCUCAAAAUUACGGCUAUCUCGAAUACAUUUUUAAAAUCCCAUCCCUAAAACACUUACGUUUAAUAUCAUUUUAAGACGGUUUUCGGUUAUCCCCAAGUAAAGCAUUCGAUCCCUUGGAAUUUGAGAUACUAAGGUUCACCUGUAAUAGAAAUCGGCAAGUUAGAUAAGUAUGUAUUCAUUGAAUAUACUUACGCUGUUUCUUGAGUGUUUUAGAAAAUGUCGUUCAAAUUUGAAAGCAAAUUAAAACAUGGAAAGUGAGAAAUGAUAAAUUUUCAGCAUAUAAAAAUGCUGAUAAGUAGACACGUUUUACAUGUACCACUACAGUUGUUUAUUUAAGCAUUCCUUAUUGGAGAAAAAAUAUUAUGUACGUCUAUAGGCAUUUGUAGUUGUAUUUUACAUGUUUUAUGUUAACUAUUAUUAUGUUGAAAUUGCAUGUUUUUAGCAUGUGUGCAAAAUUAAAGGUUAUCCAAGUGAUUUUCUGUACUGAUAAGAUACUGCAUCAAUAAAAUCGUCAUCAUCGGCUUUUGCUUGAAAUAAAAUAUUGAAAAAUGUA
Messenger RNA from Mercenaria mercenaria, 6142 nucleotides. RefSeq lists its product as uncharacterized. The coding region runs from base 1510 to 2364 and encodes 284 amino acids. The transcript has 3 exons. The record is from RefSeq and is a predicted model, not a curated record. NCBI's taxonomy places the organism in Eukaryota, Metazoa, Mollusca, Bivalvia, Venerida, Veneridae.